This is a messenger RNA of Paramecium octaurelia, 3044 nucleotides long. Lineage: Eukaryota; Ciliophora; Oligohymenophorea; Peniculida; Parameciidae. The record is from the annotation of a GenBank genome assembly.
AUGGCUGAAUUUUCGAUUGAAAAAGUGUGUCAGGCUAUCCAAGUUUUUAAUUCAGGAUAAGUUGAACAAGCAGAUAGUUUUCUUAGAAGCUUCUCAUAAUCAAAUGAGGCUUGGGGAAUCUGCAUUCAAAUAUUGCAAUAAAAUCCUGAUCCAUCAAUGGUAUUUCAAUUGUUGCGUAUUUUGUAAUCCAAAAUUCUGUAUGACUUCAGUACUCUAAUCUAAUAAUUCAUUAGUUUCACUCACCCCCUCAGAAGUACCACGCAUUUAUCAAAAUUGCAUUCAAAUCAUACUUCACUACAGCGUAUAAAAUUAAAAAUCAACUAGAAUAUAAUGUGUACUUAUGUUCAUCUAUUUAUACUUGUACACCUACUCAUAGCAAACCAAAUCGAUACUAGAGUAAUCCUAUUAUUAAUAAUUAGAGUAAUUGCGUAAAUCCUUGAUUACUCUCAAAACAAUAGUCCUCAUUAGAAGUUUUUAUUCGAUGUUUUGGAGACACUCCCAGAAGAACUGACAGAAAAUAAAAAGAUUAUAAUAGACGAUGAGAAGAGGAAGUUGAUCGCUUAAGACAUCAAAAAUAAAUAAAUGUUGGAUAUUCUAACAUUCCUCCAAACUCAAUGGAAUGCCAUACCAGAUGAUUCUCUUAAAUACCAUAUAUUGAGAUCCUACAAAAAAUGGUUGGAAUUCAUGAAAUCUAAUAUAACAGAAGAAGAAGUAUCUAAACACCAUUAUAAUAGGCAAUUCAAUUUAUGCAAUUAAGUAGUCAAACUACGCUCUUUAAAGGUACAUUGGAAUCCAUAAGUAAUGAGGAAUUGUAAAGUAAAGCCGUUGAAGCAAUAUGUACAUUUGUUGGUAUCAUUCCAAAAACAAUAUGUGAAUAACCUUAAUUAGAACCUUAGGUUUUGCAAUUGCUAUUUGAUGAAGUAUAUAAAACCUUCCCUGCUUGUAAAAAAGCAUUGGAUGAGGAAACAUGUGAUGAAAUUCACAACUUAAUUAAACUGUAUUCUAAAGUUGGAAAAAAGUGCAUUCAUAAAAUUAUACUUAAUUCGUAAUUGGAGCCAUUUUUACAAACACUUUUGUGGAUAUUUUGUCAUGAAAAUUCAUUUACUGAAAGUGACAUCUUAAUGGAUUUUUGGAUUAAAAUGAUCAAAACCAUUAGAAUUAUGAAUGAUUUGUAAUUGUAAAAUAAGUUCUCAUUGACCUUCGAAUAACUCAUCAAUGGAUGUGUCUAGAAGAGCAAGGUGAAUAAAAUUCUCUUGGCUGAAUAUGGGAUUUCACCUAAAAUUAAAGAUGAAUUCGAGCAACAACUGGAAACCAGAUCUUAAAUGAAAGAAAUAAUGGAAGAAUUAGUUACCAUCAUAUAACCAAAUUUAAUAAUUCAACAUUUAGGAGGAAUACUAAAAAAGGAGUUCAUUUCUCAAAUGAAUGAAAAUGGUUGGAUUACAUUUGAAGCAUGUAUGAAUUUAAUUAGCGGAAUUAUUAAAUAAAUUAUAUUGAAAAAUGAUUAGAUUGGAGUCUAAUAUUUAAUGGAAAUUAUUAAAUUAUAUUUAGAUGUCUAUCAAUAAUAACCAUAGGCCAACAAUAAUUUCAUAAUGAAAACAGGUAUAUCUAUUAAUUAUAUAUUAGUUUUCAAAACAAUUUCUUAAGGUUGUGCUUAAUUGAUUUCCUCAAAUGAAUUAUUGCCAUCAUUGUUUAAUUUUAUAACAAUAGGAAUACAUCACUAAGUUUCAUCAGUGUAAAAGAAGGCCACUAAAGCAUUUUAAUUGAUUUGCCAAUAAAAUCAAAAUUUUGUUUUGCUUCAUUUGAAUCAAUUCUUAGACCUCAUUUUUAAAUUACAAUAAGUGUAAUCUUUAAUCCUUAAUAUUUAGCUCUAACUAUGAUAAUUUAAUUAAGGGAGUAGCAAAUGCAAUUUGUUCAAGUUAAGAAACUAUGUAAAAUUAUUACUUAAAAUUGUGUUCAAUUUUUGCUUAAAAUUUAGUUUAAUUACAAAAGUAAAUUGAAGAAUUGCUAGUCACAUCUGUAGGAUCAGAUACAUUGGAAGAGAGGAUUAAACAAUUCAGCAAAAACAUCUCCAGUUUAGCCUAUAUUAAUAGCUAAAUUCCUGCUAAUGAAUCAAAUGAGUAUUAAACAGUCAGAAUGAUAAUUGUUAAUGUUUAUUAAGAAUUAUGGCCAAUGUUAAAAUUUGGUAUGGAGAGAAUAGCAGUCUUCGAACAUGGAGUAGCAGAGAGAAUAGUUAGAUAUACUAAACACACUUUUAGAAAAGCUUUUAAUCAAUUUUCUGUUGAUUUACUUACCUAAGUCUUUUAGAGUUUCUUAAAUGUUUAUAGAUAAGUUCCAAUAACAGCUUGUAUCUAUGUUGCUGAGGUAUCGGCAACUGUAUUCUAUAAAUAUCCUGAGUAUCGUAAUUUAUUGUCAGAGGCUUUUGAGAAUCUGUGCAAUAUUACAUUCCAACAUUUACCUCAAUUGUCAAGUUUCGAAGAGAAUCCUGACUUGACGGAAGAUUUGUUCGGAAUGCUUGUAAGAUAUGGUAGAUACACACCAGUGUUAUUGUUACAAAGUUCAGCAUUGUAAACAAUUUUAUAAUUGACUUUGAUGGCAAUUGGAUUGGAACAUGUAGGUGCUGCGAAGGUGUUUUACUCAUGGUUAGAAGUUACUUUCUUAAUGUUGAAACCCUAAGAUGAGGCAUUCAAAGUUUAAAUUCCAUAAGAGUAUAAAGACAGUAUUAAUUCAUCUAAAUAUUAGAAUUUUAAUAAAUUAUUACUCCAUUUAUCCCUUAAUAUACAUCGAAAUUAUUCGAAGCUCUACGAAAGGGACCAAGUGAUGAAGAAGUAGAAGACUACAUUGAUGAUUGCAUAAUAGCUUUAUCCUAGAUCUCAUUCAUUGAUUAUCAUUAACUUUUGAGCUAAGUGUUGGAGGAAGGACCACAAAACAUUUUAACUCAAUCUGAAAAAAAAACUUGGAUAGAAAAUAAUUAGGAUUCUGAAAAGUAAUAGUCAUUUCUAAAAUUGUACACAAGGAGAUGUAUUUAGAAUGCUUUGAGAGGGUGA